This is a messenger RNA of Felis catus (domestic cat), 5378 nucleotides long. It is a transcript of the gene DNAI7, whose product is annotated as dynein axonemal intermediate chain 7. Bases 3401 to 5134 code for a protein of 577 amino acids. Gene Ontology annotation, molecular function: microtubule binding; beta-tubulin binding. NCBI's taxonomy places the organism in Eukaryota, Metazoa, Chordata, Mammalia, Carnivora, Felidae. The record is from RefSeq and is a predicted model, not a curated record. Gene Ontology annotation, cellular component: axoneme. The transcript is spliced from 11 exons.
AUAUAGAGAAAAAUAUUUAACCUUUCUCUUUUUUUUGUUUUUACAACUCCCAUUUUUAUUUUUUAUCUUUGCCACCUUAGAUGAGGUCAGUAUAGCAUAAAUGUGAAACAUUAUGUGUCUAAUCUAAGCAGGGAAAAAAAAAUCAAGUUGCAUCCAUUUAUGUAGAUAACUUGGAGGGAAAGUGCAUGAUUUUAUCUUGAGUUGAAAUUUUCCACUAUUUGGUGAUUCACUACACAUACUUUUCUAUGUCAACUAUGUGCCAGGCACCUACUCUUCUAGGCAUGAAAGAACAAAGAUGAAUAAGAAUAUCCUACCUUCUAGUUCUGCAAAUAGGAUGGAUAGGCUACCCUGAGGAACUAGCACUUUAUGAUGCACUUAAAAACGCUAAAAAAAAAUGUUUUAAUGAUAUUUAAAUUCAUUGCCUAUUUCAAAAGAAAGUAAGGGAAAAUCUUGGAGGCCAUAAAACAAUUCAGAAAAGUGGGCAAAUCUCAAAGUGAGUGGCUUCCCAGAGACACCACUUUCCAAGAGGCUUCUUUUUCUGUUAAGUCUUGGGUUAGCAUUGGUUUAAAGGACCAUCAGGAAGCAAAGCCUAGGGUCCAUGCAAGGUGGCAAGUUGGAUCAGAAACUCCAUGUAUGGCUGGGAGCCUCAAAAAGUUAUUGUGGAUGAUAGGGGAAAUACCUGCUCUGCAAAGGGAGAUGAUAAGAACUUGUUUGGCUCAUCUUUAGCUUAUUGAAGGGAAACAAAAAUGUCUCUACUAAGAAUUCUUAAUCACAAGUGAAUCAGAAGUUGUAUUGGACGAAUUUACCAAAAUAUAGCACACAGAAAGAGAUAAAGAGAUGGAAAAUAUUAAUGAGCAGUUAAUGGGUAUGUAUGAUAGAGUAAAAGGGGCUAAAAUGCAUCGAAAAAGGGUUCCAGAAGGGAAUGACAGUAUUCAAAGAGAAAAUGGCUGACAUCUUCCCAGAAUUGAGGAAAAAUACAAACUCUCAGAUUCAAGAAACCCAACAAAUCCCAUUAGGAUGCAUAGAAAGAAACCCAUACUAGGCACACUUACAUAGUAGUAGGAACUGGAAGGAAUUCACUGCACUUGGUCCUAUUAUCUUCUAAUGCUUUUUGUUGCAAUUCCUCACCACAUUUUUGUGCUUCCUGUCGCUGGGGUUUACUUCUUCAGCAUGUUGUUAUGAAGAUGGAGUAACUCCAGACCAUUAAGCUCAUAACAUGCAUUGCCUAAUUUGAUGUGGGCAAGCGUAUGAGAUCCAUUUUACAUAUGUAGAGAGAAAAACUGUGACUUGCUUAGAGUCUCCUAUGAGACUUUAAAUAGGGCUUACUCUGACUUUCCAGAAGCUCCCAAGCCUCCUGUCCACUGUGAGAUAUUUGGACACCAGUGAAUUCAUUGUACAGGGUUCUUGCCAUUGCACAUCCUCUCUGCCGGCUGCCAUGGCAUGCUGCUGGCCCAGGAAGCCAGUGCUCUGCAAUAGCUGGGAGAGAGUGGGAAGUAGCACUGGAGUUCACUAGUGAUGAGCUGGAAGUGAAAUCUUCCUAUUAUGAGAGUGGGUUACAGAAAUAGAAGUAAGAAAUAGUACAGAAAAUGAGGAAAGGGCAGGUAAAACAAAAUAGGAGAGGAGGAUGAUCAUAGCAAUAGGAAACUAAAGAGGGCAGCACUUGAGGAACAGAAAGAAUUGGAUAGCAGUGACCCCACGGUAAACACUAAGUUCCAAAUUACAUGCAAGCUCUUAUAUAAUACUUACUAUUCCAGGCUUUAGAAAUAGUUACUUGCUGAAUUCUUAUAAUAAUUCAUAGCUACCUAGGAGGUAGGCACCAGUAUUCUCAUUUUACAAAUGAAGAGGGCAUAGUGAUGCACAGAGGUACAAAGAUGUUAUAUAACUUACCCAAGUCCACACUGCCAGUAGGAAGUGGCUAGGAUCGAAGCCCUGCAUGCUGGCUUAAGUCCAUACUGCCCUCCACCACAAUGCCACCUCUCUUAAUUUAGAAAUUUUCUAGGUAUUAUCUGUGUCAGUGUUCAAAACUAAAUCCUGCCACUUAUUACUUGUUCCUUGGUCAUGCUGUGCCUCAAUUUCUCUCAACACUUUAAAUAUCUCCACUCUCUUCUUGAUUAGAUGAUUUCUGGGAAGUUAAAUGUAAUUCGUAAUUUUGUUUCUCUUAAGGUAAGGUGUUGUUUCCUCUGGCUUCUGUCAGGAUUUUUUAUCUUUGAUUUUCUGUGGUUUGAAAAUAAUAUGCCUAAGUGUAGUUUCCUAGGGCAUUUAUCCUGUUUGGUGUUCUCCAAGCUCCCUGAACCUGUGGUUUAGCAUCUGAUAUUCAUUUAGGGAGAUUGUUAUUUCAAAUAUUUCUUCUGUUCCUUUCUCCCUCUUUUCUCCUUCUGGUAUUCCCUUUACAUGUAUGCUAUACCUUUUGUAGUUGUCCCACAGUCCUCGGAUACUUUGUUCUAUUUAAAAAAAAUUUUUUUUUCACUUUUUGUUUUCUUUGACUUUAGUUUUCAAAGAUUCUAUUGUUAUGUCCUCUAGCUCAGAGAUUCUUUCCUCUGCUAAGUCCAGUCUACUAAUAAGCCCACCAAAGGCAUUCAUUCAUUUCUAUCUGGUUCUUUCUUAGGAUUUCUAUCUCUCUGCCUUACGUUGCCCAUCUAUUUAUGCAUGCUGUCUGCUUUAUCCAGUAGAGCCCUUAGCAUAUCAAUCAUAGGUGUUUUAAAUUCCUGGUCGGAUAAUUCAAUAUCCCUGCCAUGUGUGGUUCUAAUGCUUGCUUUGUCUUUUCAAAUAGUGGUUUUGCCUUUUGGUAUGACUUGUAAUUUUCUCCUGAUAGCUGGACAUGAUGUACUGAGUGAAAGGAAGUGGUAUAAAUAGGGCUUUAGUAAUAUGGCUGUGAGGUGGGGCUGGGGAGGAGAAGAAUCCUAUAGUCCUGCAAUUAGGUCUUGGUCUUUUAAUAAGCCUGUAUCUCUGCAUGGUGAACUUCACAAGUGUUUUUAAUUUAUUUUAUUCCCCUCAGGUGGGAGGGGAUGGCUAGUGCUAGCUGGAGUUACUUCCUUUCCCCCAGGUGAGUGAGGCUUUGAUAAAAGUCCCAAAACUUAGGCUCUAGUUAAUUAGUUUCCCCUAAGAUCAGGCCUUGUUAAGGAUAGAGUACUCUGGUGUAUUUCAAAACCGUUCCUUUUCCCUUCCCUCUGCUGGAAGUAGGAGGGGAUUCUGCUCCCAUAUUUAUUGUGAGAACCUGGUGGAGCAUUUGGAGGUAAGUCUCACAGUAUUGUGGGCUCUCCUCCUUCCAUGGCUGUGCUCUCCUGGAGUUUUUAACUCUCAAGAGCUGUCCACACUAAGCCUUCAGUAAUUUGUCAUUUGCAGUUUCAGAUGUUCUUAUCUGGCACUGGUUUCUGCAGUGGCUUUUGUUCCUGAAUAUACCAUGUUAAUUGAGAAGUUGAGAUUACUUUUAUUGCAAACGCCAUCAUAUGAUUUGGAAGAUAAAACUAUAAUACAAUACCGAGGAUCAAUUCUAGAGCUGCAGGAGCUCCUCCAUCUUAAGUUCAAUGUAGCCACAGAACGACUUCUCAGACAAGCUAGUACAUUAGCAGAUCUGGACAGUGGAAAUAUGGAAAAAGUCAUUCAAGAUGAAAAUGUUGCUCUAUAUGUGUGGGCAAACCUCAAGAAGAAUCCAAGGUACAGAAGUGUCAGAUUCUCUGAAACACAAAUUAGAUUUGAAAUUCCAAGGAUUUUAGCAACAAGUGGCAUUGCUAUACGACUCCUGCAUACUCACUAUGACCAUGCCACACCACUGCGCCCUGUUUCAGCAUCAUUACAAGGACAUACUGCCACAGUAACUCACUUUGUCAAAGAUGAAGUUCAGAAGGGAGAAGCAGAAAUCAGCAAAGAGCUCCAAGAAGAGUAUAAACAACAAGAAUGUGAGUCUGUAUCAGUUUGUGAGGAAGAAACAAAAGUUGAGGAACAAGGUGAUAUUGAAGUACAAAUGAGUUUUGUCCAGGAAGAAUCUGAAGCCACAAAAUGUAAACUGGAGAUGAAGUUAUUAAGUGAGGCAGUUUUCGCAGCACAGUUGUUGCUGAUAGAGAAUGCUAAUGAAAAGCCAUGUUUCUGUGAAGACAAUGAGGUUGAUUUAUGCCAAUUCACAACCCUGGGUGGAGUGUACCACUUGGAUAUUUUCGAACUUCCACCACAGUGUAAACCAAUGAAAGGCUGGAUGAUUGUGGAAAUUCUCAAAGAAGGACUGCAGAAAUAUGCAUAUCCUCCAGAAAGUACAGAAGACUUUGAAACAGAAAAUGCUUUCCCACCCAUAGAGGUCACGCUUGAAGUUCAGGAGAAUGUAAUCUUUUUUGAGGAUCCUAUGGUUGCAAGGUGGGAUGCUGAAGGUAAACACUGGCAGACUGAUGGCAUCAGCAAUGUCCUUUACCAAUCAGAAGAAAGACUUAUAACAUUCAGCCUAGAAACUUUUGGCCCUGUUACCUUGAUUCAAGAUACUCAUAUUAACAUGCCAUUCCAGUCAUGGGAACUCAGACCACUUGAUGUGAAUAAAGUACUUUUGACUGUGACUACGGUAUUUACUGAGAUACAAAUACAAAUUAAGGAAAACCUCUGCAUGUUAGCAUCAGUCAAAGUAGGUAACAAGAAACACUCCUCUACUUUGGAAGGAAGAUGGAUGACUCCUAUUUCUUUUAUUCUUGCUUUGAAAGAAACUGGAUUGAAUAUCUUUCCUACUGGACACUCUCAUUUUUAUGUUGUUAUAAAUCAUAAGGAACCCUUGGUAGAAAUUAAAGCUUAUCGACAACUGGCCCUGCUAAGUUCUGCUUUUGCAUUUGGUUGGAGCAAGUGGAAUGUAGAAUGUAGUUCAAAAAAAGUUAUAGUUAAGCUGAGGGAACACCUUACUGAAGAAGAACCUGUUCAGGAUCCUAACUGGACCCUUUUAAUGUUUAGUGGUGACAGAGCACAGAGGCUCAAAAUCAAUGAAAACAGUGAAACAUUCUCUGAAGCCCUUAAAGAAGAAACAGAGUUUCAUUCUACUCUGUAUCACCUGGUUAAGGAUUUUGCUUCCAAAGAAGCAAUGGAGAAAAUUAGGAGCUCCAAAUGCCAGUUUAUUGAUUCUGUAUGCUAUAUGCUACUCUCGACGAGAUUACUCAGCUACUCUUAAUCCCCAAUGGUAAAUUUUGUUCAGUAUGAAGAAUCAAGCAGUUUGGAGAAAAAAAUCAGGUUAUUCAAUAAAAUGUAAUGAGUUGAUAUAUUUCCAGUAGGUUAUUAAAAUCUAGUCAGCAUUUUAUACUCAAAUGUUACUUUUUAAAAAGUGGGGUUGUUUUUCCCAUGAAUACUUUCAGUUUUCACUGUAUGAAGAUUUGAAUGGUUCUUUAUUGCAAUAAAUUUUAACAAACAACAUGUAA